AUGGAGGCAGCUGAAAUUUCGGCACUUCGGAAACGGAUACGCACAGCCAAAACGGCAACUGGCACUGAAGCAAACAAGCUAGAGGCUGCAAUGGAGAAGUUCAGCGAAGCAGUGGACAGGUUGGACGACAAGACGCAGUCACUCCCAGAGAUUAUUGAAAGGAUUAAAACAAGUACUACAGCCGCACAAACUCUUCUGGACAACGCCAACAAAGCGCUGGCAAGGCUAAUCCGACUUCAAGAGGAGCUUGAAUUCGACCAGGAACAAAGCUCGCUUAACAGGUGUGAAGUACCGGAAAUGAAACUCGCACCAAUCCCAAUUCCAAAAUUCAGCGGAAAACUCUGGGAAUGGGAGACGUUCCGGAAAUCUUUCGACGACACCGUGAAUUCCAGAAAAACUGACAAGCUCUUUAAGUUCACUUACCUUCUUGACGCCCUCGAAGGAGACGCAGAAGAAUCUGUGAAGCAUUUCGAGGUCUCGGGAAGCACCUACCAAUUUGUGAUUGAGCAUCUGAAGGAGAAAUAUGGCGACAAACAGGCUUUGAUUGAUCAACUUUUGAAGAAUCUCCACGGAGUACGCGCCCGAACCGACAGUCUAGAAGAGCAGGAAGCACUUUGCGAGCAACUUCACUCUAUAACUUCGCAACUGACACUCAAAGGGGAACACGUCGACAAUGUUUUCCUGCAAAAGGAACUGCUUGCGAAGUUUUCGGUGGACGUUCAGAGUUUUGCGGCAGAAAACGCAGUUGAAGAACGAAGGAAAUUGGAGUACGGCAGCUUUGCUCUCAGCAGCAAGGGAGCAUAUCAAGACCGAGCUUAA
Necator americanus (New World hookworm) is the source of this 819-nucleotide messenger RNA. RefSeq lists its product as uncharacterized. Bases 1 to 819 code for a protein of 272 amino acids. The record is from RefSeq and is a predicted model, not a curated record. The transcript has a single exon. Lineage: Eukaryota; Metazoa; Nematoda; Chromadorea; Rhabditida; Ancylostomatidae.